CCGAAAUAUUUUACUAAAUAUUCGCCGAACAGAACUCGAUCUUCUCUUUUCUCAGUUUUCCUGCACAUCACUUUUGGAGGCUCAGUUGAGAGACUAUUCCGCCUUCUUAUCCUUAAUCAUCUCCCCUUCUGUCUCCUCUCAUGCGCUAUAUAUUACUGUAAAAGAUACUCGAGAAAAGAUGUCUUUCGAUCCAUAAUCUGUUACAUACAAAAAAAAAAAAAUGACCAAGCUCUCUGUUUUCUUCACUCUCUUCCUUUUCCAAACCCUGUCAUUUGCCAGCCAUGGCCACUGCAAGACAGAAGACGACGAGGUGGCAGUGAAACAGUAUGAGCUGCAGAAGGGAAAUCUCAAACUGGGAUUCACCAAUUACGGUGCCACCUUGAAUUCCGUCACCUUCCCUGACAGACACGGAAAAUUGGCUGAUAUUUCCCUUGGUUUCGACAACCCUGAAGACUACAAGAAUGAUACGGUGUACUUCGGAAACAUUGUUGGACGAGUUGCUAACAGAAUCGGAGGGGCCGGGUUCAAAUUGAACGGAACCUACUACAAAUUGCCCGCAAAUGAUCACAAUAACACUUUACACGGAGGGCCAAAGGGAUUUUCCGAUGUCAUCUGGAAAGUCACAGAGCUCGUCCAAACCAGCAAGCAGGCCCACAUUACCUUCUCUUACGACAGUUUCGAUGGAGAAGAAGGUUUCCCAGGAGACCUUUCCGUCUCAGUCACAUACAUGAUCCUGAAGCACAACAUACUCGCUAUCAGAAUGUCGGCGACGCCCCUGACCAAAGCCACCCCUGUCAACCUGGCCUACCACGGCUACUGGAACCUCGGCGGGCACGACAGCGGGACGAUCCUGAACCACACAAUCCAUAUCAUCUCCCACUACUACACUCCGGUGGACGACCAGCUCAUCCCCACGGGCCAAUUCGCCGUGGUGAAGGGCACACCCUACGAUUUCACGACGCGCUCGCGACAAAUCGGGAGCAGGAUCGACGAGGUCGAGGGAGGGUACGACAUCAAUUACGUGAUCGCGAGGAAGAUCGGGCCCCUGGAGCCGCACCUGGAGAAGACCGCGGUGGUGAGGGACGAGGCGUCGGGGAGGAAGAUGGAGCUGUGGACUAACCAGCCAGGGGUUCAGUUCUACACGGGGAACAUGUUGGACUCUGUGAAGGGGAAAGGUGGGGUUACUUAUAACAAGUAUGCAGGGCUUUGCCUUGAGACGCAAGGUUUUCCGGAUGCGGUGAAUCAUCCGAAUAAUUUUCCGUCUCAGGUUGUGGAGCCUGGUCACACCUAUGUCCAUGCUAUGGUGUUUAGGUUCACGGCUACUUAGACUGAUUAGUUGGUUUUGAUGUUUGUGUUAGGGUUGGUUAGAAUAAAGAGAUUAGUGGUGGUGGUUUAGAUAGGAGGGUUUGGUUGAAUAAUGAUGAUGUUUUUGGGGUGAUUGAGGUUCAAAGUGGGAUUGGUUUGUUGUCUGGAUUUGGAGAGGUUGAGGAUGUUUGGGGGUUUUCUCAAUUUGGAGCUAAACGUAACAAACUUGUAAGUUUGGUUGAAAGUUGAAACAUCCUUUUCACUUCUUGUUGAUGAACUAUUCUUCUCUUAGAGAAUGGAAACACAUAACAAAAAAAUCUUGAUAAUCAUGGGUUGGAUUAUGCAUAUCCGUUACUCUAUCCUAAUUUGUUCAGGUUUUAUCCAUACUAAUAUUCGUAUAAAAUUGAGUAAUUAAU
Molecule: messenger RNA, 1721 nt
Organism: Linum trigynum
Lineage: Eukaryota; Viridiplantae; Streptophyta; Magnoliopsida; Malpighiales; Linaceae
Source: the annotation of a GenBank genome assembly